This is a messenger RNA of Suncus etruscus (white-toothed pygmy shrew), 3463 nucleotides long. RefSeq names its product zinc finger protein 287 (gene ZNF287). Gene Ontology annotation, biological process: negative regulation of transcription by RNA polymerase II. The record is from RefSeq and is a predicted model, not a curated record. Bases 399 to 2666 code for a protein of 755 amino acids. NCBI's taxonomy places the organism in Eukaryota, Metazoa, Chordata, Mammalia, Eulipotyphla, Soricidae. The transcript is spliced from 6 exons. Gene Ontology annotation, molecular function: DNA-binding transcription repressor activity, RNA polymerase II-specific.
ACGCGGUGGCUUCCCGGCCGGGCUCCGAGGACCUGGCUGGAGCGUGAGGCCCGCGGCUGCGGAACGUCCGGCUGGCAGGGAGCGGGCAGCGGCGGCGUCCGAGGCGCUUCUGCGGCGCGGUCCCCAGCCCGCCACGCAGGCGCCUCUCCCUCUCGCCGCCAUUGUUGCCCAAGGCCUCUCGGGCCGCUCGGGCAGCGCUGCCCGGUCCCAGCGACAGGGACUUCUUGCCAUCUUUACCUUGUAACCAGAAUUUUUAAUUAAAGCUCUAAUUGCCAUGAGUCUAUUUCUCCUCUGACUGCAGCAGCUCUUGAUAUAGUCUCUGUGGCUUUAACAUGAAAUUUCAAGCACUUGGCUAACUACUGGGAAAGUAUUACCAGAUUGACUUUCUUUCUUACAAAAUGUUAGCACCAAGCAAGAGGAUGACAAAUUCUUCACGCUCCCAAUUUUUUAUGUGGAAGUCAGACAAAGCUCGCACUGGACCCCACAAUGUUGAGAGGGAAAUCCUUGCUUCAAAAUUCUUGCGUAAAACUGAAACCUGUCGACAAAAUUUUAGGAAUUUUUCCUACCCAGAUCUUGCUGGUCCUCGAAAGGCAUUGAAUCAACUCCGAGAGCUCUGCCUUAAGUGGCUAAGACCUGAGAUUCACUCAAAGGAACAGAUCGUGGAGAUGUUAUUACUGGAGCAAUUCUUGAGCAUCCUGCCUGGGGAGGUUAGGACUUGGGUAAAGUCCCAAUACCCAGGGAACAGUGAGGAAGUUGUAACUCUGGUGGAGGAUUUGACUCAAAUUCUAGAAGAGGAAGCUCCUCCUCAAAACUCUCUUUCUCAAGAAACCACAGAAGAAGAUGCUAAGAGAGGACUUAUGUACCAAACAAGUUGGCUAAAUGAGAUGACCAAAGAACCAAUGACAUUCAAAGAUGUGGCUGUAGACAUCACCCAGGAGGACUGGGAGCUAAUGCGACCUGUACAAAAAGAAUUGUACAAAACUGUAACUUUACAGAACUAUUGGAAUAUGGUUUCUCUGGGACUUACAGUGUACAGACCAACUGUGAUUCCCAUGUUGGAAGAACCAUGGAUGGUGAUAAAAGAAAUUUUAGAAGGCCCUAGUCCAGAAUGGAAAACAGAAACCCAAGAGAGUACUUCACUGGAGAAUACUGCUAAAUAUAUAAGUGAAGGAGCACAGACUAUCAAAUUGGAAGAACCGUAUGAUUAUGAUGACAGGUUAGCAAGUCAAGAUACCUUCAGGAAAAUUUACGCAAAUGAAAUAUUUCUGAAUUUGAAGUCUGAUCUAUCACAGGAUUAUACAGCAGAAGAGUAUUUUAGUAAAUAUAAUAUAUAUAAAAACUUUGAAAAACAUUCAAACCUAUUUGUACAGUUUGAUGCUCUAUCAGAUAAUAAAUCUUCUCUGUAUAAUGAAGUCAGGGCAACCUUCAGUCAUGUCUCUUAUGGUAUUGUACAUAGGAAAAUACUACCUGGAGAGAAGCCUUAUAAAUGUAAUAUAUGUGGAAAAAAAUUUAGGAGAUACCCAUCCCUAAUGAAACACCAAAGUACCCAUGCCAAAGAGAAAUCUUAUGAAUGUGAAGAAUGUGGGAAAGAAUUUAGGCACAUUUCAUCUCUUAUUGCACAUCAGAGAAUGCAUACUGGAGAAAAACCAUAUGAAUGUCACCAGUGUGGUAAAGCCUUCAGCCAGCGUGCACAUCUUACUAUACAUCAGAGAAUUCAUACAGGAGAGAAACCCUAUAAGUGUGAUGACUGCGGGAAAGAUUUUAGUCAGCGUGCACACCUCACUAUACAUCAAAGGACGCAUACUGGAGAGAAACCAUAUAAGUGCUUGGAAUGCGGUAAAACCUUCAGCCACAGUUCAUCACUGAUAAAUCACCAGAGAGUUCAUACUGGAGAAAAACCUUAUAUAUGCAAUGAAUGUGGGAAAACUUUCAGUCAGAGUACACACCUUCUUCAACAUCAAAAAAUACACACUGGAAAGAAACCAUAUAAAUGCAAUGAGUGUUGGAAGGUGUUUAGUCAGAGUACUUACCUUAUUCGACAUCAGAGAAUUCAUUCUGGAGAAAAGUGUUAUAAAUGUAAUGAAUGUGGAAAAGCCUUUGCUCAUUCCUCAACUCUCAUUCAACACCAGACUACUCACACUGGAGAGAAAUCCUACAUAUGUAAGAUAUGUGGGAAAGCCUUCAGCCAAAGUGCAAACCUUACUCAGCAUCAUAGAACACACACUGGAGAGAAACCGUAUAAAUGCAAUGUCUGUGGGAAAGCCUUCAGCCAGAGUGUACAUCUUACUCAACAUCAAAGGAUUCAUAAUGGAGAAAAGCCCUUUAAAUGCAAUAUAUGCGGGAAAGCAUAUAGACAGGGUGCAAAUCUUACACAGCAUCAAAGGAUUCAUACUGGAGAGAAACCCUACAAGUGUAAUGAAUGUGGGAAAGCUUUUAUUUAUUCCUCAUCACUUAAUCAACAUCAAAGAACUCAUACUGGAGAAAGACCCUAUAAAUGUAAUGAAUGUGAUAAGGAUUUUAGCCAGAGAACAUGCCUUAUUCAACACCAGAGAAUUCACACAGGAGAGAAGCCCUAUGCAUGUCGUAUAUGUGGUAAAAGUUUCACCCAGAGUACAAAUCUCAUUCAGCAUCAGCGUGUUCAUACAGGUGCCAAAAACCGUAAUUAACCUAUAUGGGAAACUUUAUUUAGAUCUUAAAAAUUAAUCAUUUAAAUUUUAUUUUAUACUGAAAACAUUCGAAAGAAACCCAGAAGAAGUGCAAUAUGUAUUGAUGGCACUUAGCAGAAGUAUCAGAAUUAGUAUUUUCAAUAUGACCUUUCAAGUUUCAUGUGAAUUUUAAGAGAAAACAUUCAUUCACUUAAUUUUAUAUCAACUUUAUUUCAGAAAGAACCCCUAUAAAAUAAGAGUACCAAGAAAUCUGUAACUCAACUAUAUUUCAAAUACUUCUUUAUGAGGCCUUAUGAAUGUGACUUGGGGAAGCUUCCAUCAAGUAGAGAUUUCACACUAAAGACUAUGACUGGGAAUAUAGGAAAGGAAAUGCUGCUUUUGGGUCUCUAAAUCUUUCCAGCUCUGAAGCCUUAAGUAUAUACAGGGGUUCCUCCUCUUUUUCAUUUCUCUUUUUCUAUUAUUACCAUAACUGCCAUAGGGAGCUUGUAGGUUUUUACAUAAAUAAAAGAGUAGUAGUAUCAACAUUUUCUGUAUAAUCACUGUUUGAUUACAUGUUCUUUAUAAUGUUGAAGUAUUUAAGGAAGAUAUAAUGAGAUUGUCUCAAAUUUCUUAAUCUAUUAGGGUAGGAACUAGUGUAUAUACAUAUAACCCUUAGACAAAUAUACAAAUUUAGUUAAAAUCAAAAGUUAAGCAUUGAGUAUAAAUGUUUAAUACAUAUCGAACUUAGUCUCAAUAGAUUUUAAUGUCUGAAAUUAUAAGAAAAAAAGCAAAAGUAUAAUUUUCCCCUUUUUUAUUUG